Acanthocheilonema viteae is the source of this 2736-nucleotide messenger RNA. The record is from the annotation of a GenBank genome assembly. NCBI's taxonomy places the organism in Eukaryota, Metazoa, Nematoda, Chromadorea, Rhabditida, Onchocercidae.
AUGAAUCGGGUGAUUGGAAGCAUUAUGCCUAGCAAGACGAAUGGCGCACCGAACGGAACGGCUGAACGUUCCUUUGUUAACUUUGAUCCGGAAGAUCCGGAAUAUAUCAAGGAAUUGCAAAGGCCAGCAGCCAUCAAGGAAGAUUUAUCUGAAAUGGAAAGGCGAAAACGGGUGCAAGAAGUAUUAGAAUCGAAAAGUUUCUGCAAAGAACUAGAGGAAUUAAUCAAGCAGGAAAGUGAAAGCCAUAAAAGUGAUCCAGAUCAUUUGAAAACUUUGCAGCGGCUUUCUGAACUUACCCUUCCACAUGGCCAAAUUGCAGCGUCCAGUCUUCAUAAUAUUGGAGGUGGAGCUGUAUUACCCAUUGCCGAUCUCAAAGGAAGUGACAGUUACACGCGGACUGAAAAACUAUUCAGGAAUAAAUUAGCUUCACUAUAUCGUUUAGUGGAUCUUUUCCAGUGGUCGCAGGGAAUUUAUAACCAUAUUACGCUGAAGUUACCAGAUUCAGACGAACUACUGAUCAAUCCAUUCGGAUUGUUGUACCAUGAAAUUACAGCCAGUUCGUUGAUAAAAAUCAAUAUUAAUGGCGAAAUCAUUGAUCGUGGAUCCACCAAACUAGGAAUCAAUGAAGCAGGCUAUGUUCUGCAUGCAGCAAUUCACAAAGCACGCCCCGACGUGAAAUGCGUGUUGCACAUGCAUACUGCUGUUGUUUCUGCAAUUUCAUCGAUGAAAUGCGGUCUUCUGCCACUCUCUCAGGAAGCAAUGAUCAUUGGUCCUGUAGGUUACCAUGACUACCAGGGUAUAUUGAAUGAUGAGUCUGAAAUGGAAUCAAUCGUCAAAGAUCUUGGCGAUAAAAAUGUGAUGUUAUUGCGGAAUCAUGGAUUUGUAGCAUGUGGCGAAUCUGUUGAGGAUGCUCUCCAUCUUGCUUUCAAUGCAGUUAUCGCUUGUGAAACUCAGGCACGCCUGGCUUUUUGUGUUUUCAUACUACGUACGAAUGGAUAUUUGGUAUGUUGUGAAACGGUUGAGGAAGCAGUAUAUGUGAUAAGAAACUUGGUCACAGCUUGCGAUCAUCAGAUUAGAGCUGCAAGAGCCGGUAUCGAAAAUCUCGUAAUACCUGAUGGAAAAGCCGUUGAAAGAGCGUACAUGACAGCACGAAAAGGCGGAGGUGGUGUCAGUGGUGCAAAAGACGCGGAAGGAAAGCAAAUUAGCUGGAGGAUUGGUGAAUUGGAAUGGGAAGCAUGGAUGCGUGUACUUGAUAAUGCGGGCUAUCGAACGGGUCAUAUCUAUCGGCAACCACUUUUUCGUUCGAGGACACUUCCUUCAUCGACAAAUAAUCAAAAUGAUGUUGCUGUUCCACCUAGCGCCUCGUCAAUUGGCACCGUGGAUGAAUCUGAUUAUGAAUCGGUGACUGCGCAUAAAAUGGCGCUGUUGCGUAAAGAACAGGAACGGUCUCGGUGGUUGAAUUCACCGAAUGCGUACCAGAAAAUCGAAAUCUUGGAAACGGGCACCAAUAAUCCGAAAAGGAUUACGAAGUGGGUACAAGAUGUUGGUUCACCAUCUCAGAGUGGAACGCCAGUUAAAAUCUCUUCACCACACCAGUUCAGUCCUUUCUCUGCAAAUCCAAAGGAAUUCAAAGAAAAGCAGAAAGCAAUCAAAGAAAAUCGUCGAUUGGGAACAACUUCAGCAGGCCCACAAUCCCAAAUUUUGGAUGGAGUCACAUAUGAAGAGAUUGCACAAAUGCGGGCGGACGCAGAAACCAGUGGUAUGGGUCAGGCAGAUCGCGUGGUCAUGAUCGGUACUGCCAGCAAAGGUAUAAUUGAUCGGCAGCAUCAGCAUAAUGCACAGGUUUAUCGACAGCUAUAUGCACCGAAUCCGUUUGCUAGUGAAACAGACGAAGAUAUUCAGAAGUAUAUGAAGGAAGUUGAAGCAAAAACUCCAAGAUCAAGUUCUGCUGCCGAUAGUACUGAACAUACGACAUCCAGUCCACCAUUAUAUGAAAACGACAGUCCCUCUGUUGAAACAAUAUCCUUGAUGCAAGCAGCUCGAGAACACCGCACACGUCCUACGUUUAGUGGCAUGACUUCUGCUUCGAUUGAUGAAGAAGGAGAAAUUUCUUUUGGUGCUCAUUCGCUUCCUGUUACGCAGCCUUCUACUGGCAGAGUUGGUCGUCUUACGUUGGAAACCACUUUCGAUGAGUCUGAUUCACCACAGAGUCGUUUUGUAUGCAGUUCGCCCUUUGUAUCUUCAACGCUACCUUAUCGUCAGUGCUUGUUUCUUGCUUUUUUCCAAUCUGGUUGGCAACUGAUCUUACAUCCAUUCUAUGCUGCUCGUAAAUACUAUUUGUAUUGUGAUCGCAUGAUUGUUUGUUUGUUUUUAUUUUGGGUCGCUCGUCGCAUGGUUAUUCCCCUGAUGGUGAAGCAGUUCUUCUGGAGCGGCCAAAGACACUACCGUCAGAAGCGAAGAAAUGAUACUGCAGUACGAAAUUCAGAAAUGGCACUGUCUGAUGACGAGGCAUAUACCGUAAUGGUCAUUGGACAACAACCGUAUGACUGUUUCCAGAAGAAAUGUUCGGUUAAGGUGAGCCGAACAUUGGAAACAUAUAUGAGUGGCAGUAAUAUACCAUUAGAGGGUCGUACUCGUUUACCUGGCAAAAUACAGGAUUGCAUUCAGGAUUGCGGUUUGAUUAUUUCUCAUAUACAGGUUGCAUCACGUUCAAAUGAGGCUUGUAUUUUAUUAUAA